UAAAUGCAACGAAGUACUGUCAAAAAUUAGCGACUCAGCGCGGCCUCGUUCGGAUGCGUUUCUUUAGCAUUGUUCUUAAUUGAACUGAAUAUUUAAUUAAAUCUUUUAUUUAUAAUUAGUUUGCUUAGUUCUUCAAGUUUGGAUCCUGAAUAUCAUUUGAAACAGAAACAGUGAUGGCUGAUAGCGCUGGUGAGUGGUGCCUAAUCGAAAGCGAUCCGGGAGUGUUCACCGAACUGAUUCGUGGAUUUGACGUCGAGGGAGUUCAAGUGGAGGAGCUGUGGAGUUUGGAUGCAGAGCACUUCAAGAACCUUGAACCUGUACAUGGAUUGAUUUUUUUGUUCAAGUGGGUCAAAGAUGAUGAACCGGCGGGAUCUAUUGUGCAGGACAGUCGACUGGAGAAGAUUUUCUUUGCAAAGCAAGUGAUCAAUAAUGCCUGCGCUACGCAGGCAAUUCUUAGCAUUUUGCUUAACGCGAAGCACUCGGAUAUUCAGCUAGGAUCGACUUUGUCCGAUUUCAAGGACUUUUGCGUUUCGUUCGAUGCUUACAAUAAAGGACUGGCCAUGAGCAAUGCUUCCCAGAUUCGUACGGUGCACAAUUCGUUCGCCCGGCAAACGCUAUUUGAGUUGGAUAACAAACAGGCCAACAAGGAUGAUGACGUUUUUCAUUUCGUUGGUUACGUCCCAAUCGAGGGUCGUUUGUAUGAAUUGGAUGGCCUAAAGGAGGGCCCAAUCGAUUUGGGUGCCGUUAGCGCAGGCGAGGACUGGUUGAAUGUUGUGCGGCCCAUAAUCGAAAAACGCAUCCAAAAGUACAGCGAAGGAGAGAUUCACUUCAACCUGAUGGCGUUGGUUUCUGAUCGGCAGAUGAUUUACCAGAGGCAGAUUGAUCAGCUGCUUAAAGGCAGCGGAGAAGAGGAAAUGGAAACUGAUACUAAGCAGAAUGAAAUCACCAGAUUGCGGAUGUUGAUAGAAGAUGAGGUGGCUAAGCGGAAGCGAUACAAAGUGGAGAACAUCCGCCGGAAGCAUAAUUAUUUGCCGCUGAUAGUAGAAUUGCUGAAAAUUUUGGCACAGAACGGUCAGCUGAUGCCACUUUACGAAAAAGCAAAACAGCGGGCAGCCGAGAGGGAAACACAGGGGAAAGUAGGAGGGCAAAAAUUAGGACACGAAUGAGCUUGCUUUCAAACAUGCAGCGUGUUAGCGUCGUUCGGAUUUGAAUAAAUUUAUCUAUGACGAA
This is a messenger RNA of Armigeres subalbatus, 1230 nucleotides long. It is a transcript of the gene Uch-L5, whose product is annotated as ubiquitin carboxyl-terminal hydrolase isozyme L5. Gene Ontology annotation, cellular component: cytoplasm. The transcript has 3 exons. Gene Ontology annotation, molecular function: cysteine-type deubiquitinase activity. The record is from RefSeq and is a predicted model, not a curated record. Gene Ontology annotation, biological process: ubiquitin-dependent protein catabolic process; protein deubiquitination. The coding region runs from base 174 to 1166 and encodes 330 amino acids. NCBI's taxonomy places the organism in Eukaryota, Metazoa, Arthropoda, Insecta, Diptera, Culicidae.